AUAAGUGGAGUUUUUUGAAAUUGGGUCGCGCGUGAGAUAAAAUCUCCAGGCUGAUGGAAAUCCACGCUCGAAACGUUCGAGUUUUCUUUCGUAUUCUUUCAACUCGAUCCUCGAUCUUCGACUUCGAUUCGGAUCGAAUCGAAACGGAAAGGGUCGGAGAGUUCGUUUUCCGAUGCGACAGAUUUCCCCGUCCGAAGAAACGAUCGAGAUCGAUCGAUGGAAAAAGCGGUUUCCUUUGCAUUAUCUUAAAAAACGAGCUUGGAGAUACGAAUAUUUCUUUUUUCAUCCGUUAAAUGAUUGUGGUGAAUUAAAUGUUGUAUUCUAUUAUCGAUUAAUUAACCGGGAACAAGUUUUAUCUCGUGUUUGUAUUCGUUUAUGGGGGCAAUGUUCCGCGAGUUUAUCGGGCAGUCAGUAUUAGCUUCAUUCACGAUAGUGCGUUGCAGCUGGAAAACGAACAAAAUAAUAUGUUGCCGUUCAUCGUACACACAUUUGUAACUAACGCCCGUCCAAGUGAACGUUCGCAUUCUGAGAAAGCGCUUACUUAGAAUGUUAUUUAAGGCCGAUGUACUAUGCCCGUAUGUCGUUUCAAAUGCCGAGAAGUCGAAAGCUUGACCCGCAUUGCUCUCUCUUUUCAAUUUCAACAUUUUAAGAUUAUAAUUUCAAUUCGUUUAAGAUUAAUUGAUGGAUCUCAUUAUAAAUUCUAUCGUCGAAAAAAAAAAUGGAACAACAUCCGUUUUCCUUUUGUUUCGUGACACGAGUCAUUAAUUCGCUUUUCGACCUUAGAAUUGAAUAGAAUAAGAGGAUUAUAAUAGAACGUUUAAACAAUUAUUAUAUCGUGGAGAAUCGUGUGUCAUCGUUGGUAUCAUGGUCGAAGUUGCGAUGUUGAAUACAAAUUUUUCAACAAUUGCCGGUUAGAAUUGAUCGGCACUUGUACCAUUUAUCACGAUAAUAAGCGAAAUAAAAAUCGGUACGUAUUUAUGCACAUCCAAGAGAUAUCCAAAAGGUUGAUACCGAUAAGUGGAUCGAACUUUGAACUCUUAUUUAUUGUUGACCAGCAACUCGUUCCACUGAAUAAAACGUCGUUUGAUUCGAUAUAACGAAUUCACAUUGUUGAUAAAACGUCUACUAUUUAGCAUCGUAAAUGAUGCAUUCACUCGAUUUUCAUAUUGUAAUGUGUUAAUCGAAUGUAAUUUGCUUUACGCGAUGGAAUAAUAAUAAUUGACUCGAUAAAUAUUUUAAUAAUGAAAGAAAUAUAACUGUUUCGAUACGUCACGACGUAUACGUGAAAGAAAGUGAAAAGAAUGACAAGCAUGAGGCAGUUCGUUCGCUAUGCGCGUAGACUGGGCCAGAUAUCAGAGAGUGGGACAAAAGUUGUAAACCGGUUCGUGAAAUAUGCGUCUACUCAAGCUCGACACAAAUUCAUAGAGGAUGAAAAUGGGAAAAAAAUUUUCCUUUCUCCGUAUGGGGAUUUCACGCCUUCCGAUAACCUCGUUCAUGAAUACAUAUGGAAGAAUGUCGAGAGGUUCCCUAAUCGCAUUGCAUUGGAAUGUUCGAUAACCGGGAAAAAAUACACGUACGCUGAAGCGAGGGACGCGAGUAAUUAUAUCGCGAGAAGUUUGAAGAAUAUGGGUUUGAAGAAAGGUGACUUGGUGGCCCUAGUAGCGCCCAAUUAUCCGGAAACGAUUUUAGCUGCUGCCGGUGUUUUAGAAGCUGAUCUUGUUCUCACUACCAUGAAUCCUACUUACACAAUCGAGGAAAUGAAGAAACAAAUAAAGGAUUGUGAGGCCAUUGCGAUAAUUACAGUUGCAGAAAUUGCACAUAUUGUACUUGAAGCGAGGAAAAAUACUUCCGCGUCACGAGGACCCUUCGUGGUUAUCGAGGAUGGUAUUAGAUCUAUUCCCGAAGGCAGUGUGCCGUUUAAGGAUCUUAUUACACGAGGUAAAACAUUACCGCCUAUAACGCAUCAUCAAAUGACCUCGAAUGAUCUAGCCAUCUUGCCAUAUUCCAGUGGAACGACUGGCAUGCCGAAAGGUGUCAUGUUGACGCACAAGAAUUUAGUAAGUAACAUGGAAAUGGUGGAAUAUUCGGCGGAAGAAAGAAUGUGGCGACAUACAACCGCCGAUUUUCAAGAGGUACUACCCCUAAUUAUACCCUUCUUCCAUAUUUUCGGAUUGAAUGCCGCGACCCUGCCUCGUCUCCAUAACGGUACAAAAAUAAUUACUCUUCCAAAGUUCACGCCGGAAAUAUUCGUGGACGUUUUAAUGAAACAUAAAAUAACAGGUUUAUUCGCAGUACCAUCUUUGCUCACGUUUAUAAAUAUCUGUCCUUUGCUUAAAAAGGAGAUUUUCGAGAAUACGCAUCACAUUAUCACCGGGGCAACACCAUUAGCGGCGGUGGAUGUAGAGAAAUUUUACGAAAGAUAUCAGAUAAACAGCGAUAACUUGAAAUUCUCUCAAGGAUACGGGAUGACGGAAACUUCACCCGUGAUUUGCUUAGACACGUGGAGUCGAAAAUCAGCAAGUAUCGGACAAAACAUUGCCGGUUGCGAAUUACGAUUAGUCGAUUCAGCAACGAACGAGGAUAUUUCUCUUGCUGGUCAAAAGGGAGAAAUAUGGGCCAGGGGGCCUCAUAUCAUGAAAGGGUAUUUAAACAACGAGAAAGCGACGAGAGAGAUGAUUGUCGAUGGUUGGCUGAAAACUGGGGACGUUGGUUAUUUCGACGACGAGUUUUAUUUCUUCGUCACGGAUAGGAAGAAAGAUUUGAUCAAAGUUAAAGGAUUCCAGGUACCACCAGCCGAAUUGGAAGCUUUGAUAAAAAGACAUCCAAAUGUUAUGGAGGCAGCUGUGAUUGGUAUUCCAAACGAAAGGUUCGGCGAGAUACCUAAAGCUUUCGUAAUUCUCAAGGAAGGUACCAAGGCGACGGAUGACGAUAUCAAAAAUUUCGUAAAAGACAAAGUGUCGGAAUAUAAGCAACUCAGAGGAGGAGUGACAUUUGUUGACAGUAUACCAAAGAACGCAAGCGGAAAAAUUUUACGAAACAAAUUGAGAAACGAGUACAAAUAGUAAAAGUUUAUGCUCAAGAGUGAAGAAGAAAAUUUCACGCUUCGAGGCCUCGAUUUACCAUAGUUCGUACCAUAAUGGAAUCAAUUAUCGAUUAAGAACAGGGUACGAUUAAUCAUUUCUAUAUCGAUUGGCAUAAUGGUAUAUGAGUCAUCCAACUAUUAUAUUGAUGGUAAAAGAUAUGUUAAUAACGUUUAUUCACUUGUUUUGUGUAUAAUAUUGUUAUCUCAUAAGUGCCUUACAAGUAUCUUAUUGAUUACGAUAAUUUUUUAAUAUUUUUACAUUUAUAUAUAUAUAUAUACAUAUCGAUUUUAAAAGAAUGGGUUUAGUAAACAUAUAUAAAUAUAAUGUACUUAUUAGAAUAAUGGGAAUAACGCGGUAAAAACAACGUGAUUACGAAGUGCAUUUUUAAAAUUAUACGUAUAUCUUUUUAUUUUUAAUGUCAUUUAAUAUACGCAAAUAUUAUCGGUUUAUUGUUGUGCAAUAUUUGACAAUGCAAUUAAUUUUUAAGAUUAUUUUUAGAUAUUAAAUUUUAUCGAUUUUUAUAGAACAUUUGUACAAGAAAGUUACAGGGAUUUUAAACUUUUAAACAAUAAAAUCUUUUAUAGUUUUA
Molecule: messenger RNA, 3672 nt
Organism: Apis laboriosa (Himalayan honeybee)
Lineage: Eukaryota; Metazoa; Arthropoda; Insecta; Hymenoptera; Apidae
Product: 4-coumarate--CoA ligase 1-like
Exons: 10
Coding region: 1302-3062 (586 amino acids)
Biological process (GO): long-chain fatty acid metabolic process; fatty-acyl-CoA biosynthetic process
Cellular component (GO): mitochondrion
Molecular function (GO): long-chain fatty acid-CoA ligase activity
Source: RefSeq, a predicted model, not a curated record